UGGACAAUAUUCACGCGCCAGCAACAAGGAACCGAAGUCCACAAACACUGCGAGCAGAAGAAUGAACGUGCCUCUAACCCCACUACACUAUGGCCACACCCCAACUCCGCCACCAUCUUUUCGUGCUUUUCCCGCCGUUUGUGGCAGUUUCCGGCCGCCAAACCCCACCGUGUCAUUCCGGCCACACUCUCUCAAAACGUCGAAAUGCAUAAAUUUGGCCGUCAAAGCUAAUGAGCCCCACAAAUGGGCAAUUCAAUUGAGUUUAGUCGAAGAGAGUCCCUCCAAAUCAACUGUUGAAAUCGAGAAGCUCGUGGGCUUUCUUUAUGAUGAUCUUCCUCAUCUCUUCGAUGAUCAGGGUAUCGAUAAGACGGCUUACGAUGAACGCGUCAUCUUCCGUGACCCCAUUACCAAGCACGAUAGUUUGAGUGGAUACCUGUUUAACAUAGCUCUCUUGAAGACACUCUUUAGGCCUCAAUUUCAGUUACAUUGGGUCAAACAGACAGGACCAUGUGAGAUAACUACAAGAUGGAGUAUGAUUAUGACAUUCAUGCUUCUUCCAUGGAAACCAGAAUUAGUGUUUACAGGAACAUCUGUUAUGGGAAUUAACUCAAAAACUGGCAAGUUCUGUAGCCAUGUGGAUUUCUGGGAUUCAAUAGAGAAAAAUGACUAUUUUUCUUUAGAAGGUUUAUGGGAUGUAUUCAAGCAGUUGCAGAUCUAUAAGACUCCAGACUUGGAAUCACCCAAAUAUCAAAUAUUGAAAAGAACAGCAAAUUAUGAGAUUAGACAUUAUGCACCAUUCAUAGUCGUAGAAACAAAUGGAGACAAGCUAUGGGGCUCUACUGGCUUUAAUAAUGUUGCUGGAUAUAUAUUUGGAAAAAAUUCAACAGCAGAGAAGAUACCGAUGACUACUCCAGUCUUCACUCAAGCCAUGGAUGCUGAAUUAUCCAAAGUGUCGAUCCAAAUAGUUCUUCCAUUAGACAAAGAAAUAAAUAGUUUACCAAAUCCUAUUGAAGAAGCAAUCAACUUGAGAAAAGUCGAAGGAGGCAUAGCGGCUGUUGUAAAGUUUAGUGGAAAACCUACAGAGGAGCAUGUUUGUGAAAAGGAAAAAGUACUUCGCUCUAAUAUCAUUAGAGAUGGUCUUAAUCCUAAGUUGGGUUGUUUGCUAGCACGCUACAAUGAUCCUGGCCGGACACUAAGCUUUGUAAUGAGGAAUGAAGUACUUAUAUGGCUAGAGGAGUUUUCAUUGGAUUAGCAUUAGUGCUGUAAUCACAGGUUAUUCUUCAUUGUCAUUUGGCUCUGCAAAUUCUCUCUUAGUAUUGGCAUUUUAAAUAUGUUUGAUUAAUUUUACAAAGAAAUGAUUAUGCUUGAGGGAGUUAGAAGGAAGGGUGGUGGGACCCACAAUGAUACACCCCACUGCGCUUGUCUCUGCCCCUCCCCGCCUUCCUUUCUCUCCUUUCUCUCUUUGUGAUGUGAUGUUUUCCAGAAUUAGGAAAGUUUGUGGGAAAGUCCAAAAGGGAAACGAGAACAUUAAUGCGCAUAAAUUGAGUAGAAGAGAUACUUGUGGUUGAUGGAUGUUCAUUGGUUUCUCUUUAAGUUGUAAAAUAAGAGUUGAUGUUAAUUGUAACUACUAGGACUUUUUUCCUUUAUGUUUUGCCAUGACGUGCAAAAUAGAAUUGAAUUGAAAAUAAAAUGGAAUGUUAAUUGUA
Molecule: messenger RNA, 1706 nt
Organism: Prosopis cineraria
Lineage: Eukaryota; Viridiplantae; Streptophyta; Magnoliopsida; Fabales; Fabaceae
Exons: 8
Coding region: 62-1252 (396 amino acids)
Source: RefSeq, a predicted model, not a curated record